UCUCUGAACCAUCCGUCUCAAUCCAACGGCUCAGAUUUAAUCUCUCUCUCCACUCUGGUCUUCGUCCUCAACGCAAUUAUCGCUCCUCUCUCUCUCUCUCUCUCGCGCGCGGAGAGAAAAAGAAAAGAAAGAACACAGAAAGAAGGGAAAGAAAAAUUAUCGAACCCCCAAAUUCUCCAGCUCCUUCGGUUUCUUCUCCCUCUAUUUCGAAUCCUGCUCUCUCAGAUUCUUCAGAUCUAAGCGUUCCUCCUCGUUUCUGUAAUGGCGGUCGCCUCUUCCCCUCGUGAGAAGUAUGUUUACAUGGCCAAGCUCGCCGAGCAGGCCGAGCGCUACGAGGAGAUGGUUGAGUUUAUGGAGAAGGUCUCGGCCGCCAUAGAAAACGAGGAGCUUACCGUCGAGGAGCGGAAUCUUCUCUCUGUUGCUUACAAGAAUGUUAUUGGAGCUCGUAGAGCUUCCUGGAGGAUCAUUUCUUCCAUCGAGCAGAAGGAGGAGAGCCGAGGGAACGAUGAUCAUGUUUCCGUGAUCAGAGAAUACAGAUCUAAGAUCGAGAGCGAGCUCUCUAACAUCUGUGAUGGGAUCCUCAAGCUUCUUGACUCCCGCCUUAUUUCCUCUGCUGCUUCUGGAGAUUCCAAGGUGUUUUAUCUCAAAAUGAAGGGUGAUUAUCAUAGAUACCUGGCUGAAUUCAAGACCGGAGCAGAACGGAAGGAGGCUGCUGAAAGUACCCUCACUGCUUAUAAAUCUGCUCAGGAUAUCGCAAAUUCUGAACUUGCUCCUACUCACCCCAUACGACUUGGGCUGGCUUUGAACUUUUCAGUGUUCUAUUACGAGAUUCUGAAUUCCCCUGAUCGAGCUUGCAGCCUUGCCAAACAGGCUUUUGAUGAAGCAAUUGCUGAGUUGGAUACACUGGGCGAGGAAUCAUACAAGGACAGCACUUUGAUCAUGCAACUUCUUCGUGACAACCUCACCCUAUGGACUUCAGACAUGCAGGAUGAUGGAGAUGAGAUUAAAGAAGCAGCUCCCAAGCGCGACGACGAAUAAUAGAGAGCAUAUUGAUUUGCACGUGCAGGAUUCAACUUCUCCUUUACAUGUUUUAUUCUGGAGAAGUGCUUGUUUGGAAAUUUGGCUUUUCUAUAAUUAUCUAGGUAUUUCUUAGCCUUGUUAUCAUCACCACACUCUGGAAAAACGUCCUCGUUUGUCUUUUUUCUUUCAUCCUCCUCUUUACCCAUCAAUUCCAUAUCUCUGAAUUGGCUAUUUUUCUCAGAGUUCUAUAUAUUAUUAAGCAUCAUGUAAUUUGAUCUUAAACUUUACCCCUGUCAAGUAUUUAUAUGCACUCCAUAUGCCGUCUGAUUUGAA
This is a messenger RNA of Cucurbita moschata (crookneck pumpkin), 1353 nucleotides long. Its product is annotated as 14-3-3-like protein A. The coding region runs from base 262 to 1038 and encodes 258 amino acids. Gene Ontology annotation, cellular component: cytoplasm. Gene Ontology annotation, biological process: signal transduction. NCBI's taxonomy places the organism in Eukaryota, Viridiplantae, Streptophyta, Magnoliopsida, Cucurbitales, Cucurbitaceae. The record is from RefSeq and is a predicted model, not a curated record. The transcript has 4 exons.